UAAGAACCAGCACCCAAUUUCACAUUUUUCACUCCACAACCGUUUCGAUUUACUCGCAUCCUCCUCGCUUCUAAGAGAAGUUCGGAAGAAAGGGUUUCGAGGGAACGCGGGCCGAGACAAUGGCGGACGAUGCAACUGCCAAGGCCGAGAGGGACCGGAUCUUCAAGCGGUUCGACGCCAACGGGGAUGGCAAAAUCUCCGCCGCCGAGCUCGGCGACGCGCUCAAGACCCUCGGCUCCGUCACUGGGGACGAGGUCAAGCGCAUGAUGGCCGAGAUCGACACCGAUGGCGACGGCUUCAUCUCUUACCAGGAGUUCACCGACUUCGCCCUCGCCAACCCGGGCUUGAUGAAGGAUGUUGCCAAGAUCUUCUAAAUUAGAAGCUCUAAAGGGUCUUUGUGACAUUAUGAUUGACCAAAAUUUUCCUAUCAUAACCACAUGGUUGAGGAACUUCAGCAAUUAUCAUAUCCACAACACAUCACGUUCACGUUAGCUGAAAGUUCCUUGCUGUUGUUGUUAGGUAAACAAAUCAAGUAAAUUGCAUUAAUCUCUUGUGUCUUUUC
This is a messenger RNA of Rhodamnia argentea, 562 nucleotides long. RefSeq names its product polcalcin Bra n 2. Gene Ontology annotation, molecular function: calcium ion binding. Bases 120 to 374 code for a protein of 84 amino acids. Lineage: Eukaryota; Viridiplantae; Streptophyta; Magnoliopsida; Myrtales; Myrtaceae. The record is from RefSeq and is a predicted model, not a curated record. The transcript has a single exon.